CGGCCUCAAGAAGAAGAAGCGGCUCUCGCAGUCGGACGAGGACGUGAUCCGCCUCAUCGGGCAGCACCUGCACGGCCUCGGCCUCAACCAGACUGUUGAUCUUCUCAUGCAAGAGUCAGGAUGUCGUUUAGAACAUCCUUCUGCUACCAAAUUCCGCAAUCAUGUCAUGGAAGGAGAAUGGGAUAAGGCUGAGAACGACCUGAAUGAACUUAAGGCCUUAGUGCAUUCUCCGCAUGCAAUUGUGAGGAUGAAGUUUUUGCUGCUGCAGCAGAAGUACCUGGAAUACCUGGAGGAUGGCAAGGUCCUGGAGGCACUUCAAGUUCUACGCUGUGAACUGACACCACUGAAAUAUAAUACAGAACGCAUUCAUGUCCUCAGCGGGUAUCUGAUGUGUAGCCAUGCAGAAGACUUGCGUGCAAAAGCAGAGUGGGAAGGGAAGGGAACAGCUUCCAGAUCUAAGCUUUUGGAUAAACUCCAGACAUACCUACCCCCAUCAGUGAUGCUUCCUCCAAGGCGUUUACAGAAUCUGCUGCGUCAGGCUGUGGAGCUGCAACGGGAUCGGUGCCUAUAUCAUAAUACCAAACUAGAUAAUAAUCUAGAUUCUGUCUCGCUGCUUAUAGACCAUGUUUGUAGUAGGGGUCAGAGAUCAGUAUGUGGGGCGCUGUACAUGCUGCAAUGCUUGGGCAUAAUGAGGAAACAGUUCCCAUGCUAUACACAGCAGAUACUCACGGAGCACUGUAAUGAAGUCUGGUUCUGUAAAUUCUCCAAUGAUGGCACUAAACUAGCAACAGGAUCAAAGGACACAACUGUUAUUAUAUGGCAGGUUGAUCCAGAUACUCAUCAGCUAAAACUGCUUAAGACGUUAGAAGGUCACGCGUACGGGGUCUCUUACAUUGCUUGGAGUCCUGAUGACAACUACCUUGUUGCCUGUGGCCCAGAUGAUUGUUCUGAACUUUGGCUCUGGAAUGUACAGACAGGGGAGCUAAGGACAAAGAUGAGCCAGUCUCAUGAAGACAGUUUAACAAGUGUGGCCUGGAAUCCUGAUGGGAAGCGCUUUGUCACAGGAGGUCAGCGUGGACAAUUCUAUCAGUGUGAUUUAGAUGGUAAUCUCCUUGACUCCUGGGAAGGGGUGAGAGUCCAAUGCCUUUGGUGCUUAAGUGAUGGGAAAACUGUCCUAGCAUCGGACACACACCAGCGAAUUCGGGGUUAUAACUUUGAGGAUCUUACAGACAGGAACAUAGUACAAGAAGAUCACCCUAUUAUGUCAUUUACUAUUUCAAAAAAUGGCCGUUUAGCUUUGUUAAAUGUAGCAACUCAGGGAGUUCACUUAUGGGACUUACAAGACAGAGUUUUAGUGAGAAAAUACCAAGGUGUUACGCAAGGAUUCUACACAAUUCACUCGUGUUUUGGAGGUCAUAACGAAGACUUUAUUGCGAGUGGCAGUGAAGAUCACAAAGUCUAUAUUUGGCACAAGCGAAGCGAGCUGCCGAUCGCGGAGCUGACGGGGCACACGCGCACUGUUAACUGUGUGAGCUGGAACCCGCAGAUCCCAUCCAUGAUGGCCAGCGCCUCCGAYGACGGCACGGUUAGAAUAUGGGGACCAGCGCCUUUCGUAGACAACCAGGAUAUUGAAGAGGAAUGCAGUAGCAUGGAUAGUUGAUGGCGAAUUUGGAGCAGACGACUUCAGUUUAACUUAAUUAGUCGUAUUUUAAAUGGCUUGGGAUUUGGUGCAAACAAACAUGAUUGAUAGCUGGACAGACAUGCUCGUCAUGAAAAAGAACCAUUUCUGAAGCCCGGUUGGGGCCAAACAUUUACCACCUUGCUUCAUAGUAACCAGUCGAGAUGAAGCACGUCGUUAGAACGUUGUUGGACACCGUGUUGAAAUUACCCCCCAUCGGUUGUGAAGAACUGUGCUACAUUCAGGCUAACCAUUGAACUCAGUAUAUAUAUUUUUCCCUCCUGCCUUUUUGUCUGGCAGGCUACUGUUCUUGUUGCUCUUCUGUGUAAUGAAGUUUAAAUGCUUGUUUGGAACACUUUAUUUAACAGUUUAGAAGGCUUGAUAGAAAGAGUGCUUUAGUCUGAAGAGUAUACAUUGGAUAGGAAAGUAUUUCCUUCUCUUGUUUCUCAAAUCUCUCUCCGCCUUACUUAGCUUGAGAUCUUUGCAGCUUGGUUCAUGGAUUCUAGCCUUGCCCGUUGCGCAGUAUAUAUAUAUAAAAAUUGAGAUGAUCAACCAAUGAACUAUGUCAAAAGCACUCUCAAUAUCACAUUUGACAAAGUUUUGUACUUUUCACAUAGCUCGUUGCCCUGCAGAGGGGUUAACAGCACAAUUUUUUAAAAAUAAAUUAUUUAUAGGAUUAAAACGACUUCAUUUGUAUACAUUUGGAAUUAAAACAAUGUAAGAAGUGUUGUGAAAUGCAGUAUCACUGAUGCUCAUUCAGAGUGUCCUAAGACCCUUUCAAGAGCAGUGGUUGGAGGGAGCUUUACAUAGGCAGUGAAACCUGUUCUAGAAGGAGAAACUCACUCUUUAUCUUAACAGAAAGCCUGUGUUGAUUAGAAGCAAAAGCCUUCAGAGUGCACCACCAAACCAAGAUUUUAAACAGGACAAGGUGUUUUUGUUUUGUUUUUUAAGAUUACAUAAAUACGAGCAACAAUGCUGGGUAAAGGUAGACUACACCUGGAGGGAAGAGUGAACCUUUUUAGAAUAGUUAACAUCCAAAUCAUAAUUCAGCACUUGUAUUAUGAUGGAAAGCUUAUUAUUUGAUAAACAAAGAUGUAGAAGUUGUCCUUUUAAGAAGAUCCUUUUAAGUUUACAGAUUUGAAUGUCUCUCCUAGCCCUUGCUGAAAGCUGGUGCUGCGAACAUCUUGACUCAUUCAGGAGCAGUUCCACUGAUAUCCCGAGUUUAAAAAAAGACAGGCAUUUAUAACUGAAGUAUUUAUUCUCGUCAGAACGAGCAGAUGGCCGGGCACCCCUGCGCGACGCGCGUCCCUGAGGGGACGGUGUUGGACUCCCUCUUCCCGCGCUGAGGGAAGGCAGCCAUGUUGGUGCUCGUGCUGCUGUGAGGUAAAGCAGGAGCAGGGAGGGGCUGUCGCCCUGAACCACGGCCAGGACGGCACCCACGUGUGUCCCUCGGUGAGGGGACAGCGCCAGCGUCCUGCGUGGAGGCGUGUGGGAGAAGGGGGGAAGGUUUGCCACAGGUCCUGGGAGGAGAGGCGUAGCUGUGUUGAAAGGGAAGGGUGGUGGUCAACACAAGCGGUCCCUUUACUGCUUCCCUAAAAAAGCCAGGUGAAGCCGAACCGGUUAGAUGGUAGAUCCCAGCCAUGGGGUGGGUUGUUUCUGGCUCUGUGGGUGAUCUUAAAUGCGGUUCAGGGUUCCAGUAUUCUUGUGGAGACUGGCUCUGAAUCAGAUGUGCUCUUCUUGGUCUCGCUCAUUAUCUUUAACUUAGUUCACUUAUUUUAAAUAUCUGAAUUUUAAGGUGAAUUUCUUUGAGAGCAGCUACCAUCCCACAGGCCUGGACAUACAGGUGUGCACUUCGAACCAGGAGCACCCUGUAGCUCACUUUAGGGGAAACUUUGAUUCUCCUGGUAGUUGGCAGCGUUUCUCAUGGAGUAAGGUUAGCCUUGGUCCUUUGGCGUUAGUUUUGCAGGGAAACGGGCAUCUUUCCUCAUGUCCCAUUCUAGGAAGCUAACCCUUUGGGCCUGAAAUAAACAUUGACUACCUAAAUUGUAAACGGUAUUUCAUGCAUUCAAAAYAUGGUGCAAUUCAUAAGCAGUGCCAGGGUGUGUGUCUUUGGUAAUUACUCCUCUGUACUCUUGCUCUGGAAUAUGUCUGUAAACAAAAAAUCAUUUAGGGGGAGUAAGUGGUGGAGGAAAACAGUCCAGUCCUUAUUUGGGUUUUUUUGUGGGGGAGGAGAUAGGGAAAGAUGG
Molecule: messenger RNA, 3924 nt
Organism: Nothoprocta perdicaria
Lineage: Eukaryota; Metazoa; Chordata; Aves; Tinamiformes; Tinamidae
Gene: WDR26
Product: WD repeat domain 26
Exons: 15
Coding region: 107-1660 (517 amino acids)
Biological process (GO): proteasome-mediated ubiquitin-dependent protein catabolic process
Cellular component (GO): GID complex
Molecular function (GO): protein binding
Source: RefSeq, a predicted model, not a curated record